Mobula hypostoma (lesser devil ray) is the source of this 16231-nucleotide messenger RNA. Its product is annotated as plasma membrane calcium-transporting ATPase 1-like. The coding region runs from base 829 to 4542 and encodes 1237 amino acids. Gene Ontology annotation, cellular component: intracellular membrane-bounded organelle; plasma membrane. The record is from RefSeq and is a predicted model, not a curated record. Gene Ontology annotation, biological process: regulation of cytosolic calcium ion concentration; calcium ion transmembrane transport. The transcript has 22 exons. NCBI's taxonomy places the organism in Eukaryota, Metazoa, Chordata, Chondrichthyes, Myliobatiformes, Myliobatidae. Gene Ontology annotation, molecular function: P-type calcium transporter activity; ATP binding; ATP hydrolysis activity.
GACACCCGCUGGACACUCGCUCAGACACCCUCCCCACCCCCUCCCGUCCCACCACCGAAACCCCCCCCCCGCCUCCCCCCCAAGCCCUGGUGGGGCAGGAGCCGGGACUCGAACCAUCUAUCCGCUACUCCCCGAACCCCGGUGGGGGAAGGAGCCGGGGCUCGAACCAUCCACACACCCCCACCACCUCUCCUCCGCCUCACCUUCCUCGGACUAAUCUGACAGACCGCGGGCUCUCUGCAACCCUGCUCUAAUUCCGGAUUUCUCCAAGCAAGCUGCCUCCCAGCAUUAGCCCAUAUCUUUUAUUGCCUGAAAAAAAUAUUGGGGAGGUUUUUGUCUUUUGGGUGGGGAUUUUUUUUUCAAAAAAAAGCAAUCUAGUGUGCUUUACCCCCCUCCUCUGUUGCAAGGAAUCUCAAGGCAUGCGAGUGAAGAGGCAGUCAUUAUAAUACAAAAUAUCCGUGGCAGAGGAGCCAGAAGUUGUCAGCGAAGGAAAAAAAAAUUUAAAAAGAAGUGGUUGGGGGAGAAAGAGAAGAAGAGGCGACCCGGAUCGUUUGGGGGGGCGUUCCUCAGAGGUUUCUCUACAGGAAGACAUGAAGGACUCGAGACCCGUUGGUCAUUGCUAGUCUGCUACUGCCGUAUUAUGGACACUCCUACGACAUCUACAGCCGGGGAAGUUGGACUCUGCUGAUGUUUCUGUUGCUGCCCAGAAACCCAGAAGCCAAUCUGAAAUCUGCAAACUUUGCUUGGAGUGGUUGGUAAGACGGCGGUACCUGGCCUUGGGUAUUUCCAAUCUUCAGCUUGUGUGAGUUUUAAUUUCUGAGGACAAAAAUGACUAAUAAUGCUGCAGGCCACCACCCCGGCAACUCUGUUGCCGAGGGCAACCAUGAGGGUGAAUUUGGCUGCACGGUUGCAGAACUGCGAUCCCUUAUGGAACUGCGAUCCGGAGAAGCAGUAAAUAAAAUACAUGAAACUUAUGGUGAUGUCCAGGACAUCUGCAGAAGGUUAAAAUCUUCUCCAAUAGAAGGUUUAUCCGGCAACCCAGCUGAUCUCGAUAAACGGAAACUAGUAUUUGGUCAGAACUUUAUACCUCCCAAAAAGGCAAAAACCUUCCUGCAGUUAGUAUGGGAAGCAUUGCAAGACGUGACAUUAAUUAUCUUAGAAAUUGCGGCUAUCAUCUCCCUGGGCCUCUCAUUUUACCGCCCUCCAGGACAAGACAAUUAUCUGUGUGGAGAUGCCGCGGGUGGCGAAGAUGAAGGGGAGGCAGAUGCUGGUUGGAUCGAAGGGGCAGCUAUCCUCCUCUCGGUCAUCUGUGUGGUGCUGGUGACAGCCUUCAACGACUGGAGUAAGGAGAAGCAGUUCCGUGGGCUGCAGAGCCGCAUCGAGCAGGAGCAGAAGUUUACCGUGAUCCGAAAGGGUCAGGUUAUCCAGAUCCCAGUGGCCGAGAUUGUAGUCGGGGACAUUGCCCAGAUCAAGUACGGUGACUUGUUACCAGCCGAUGGUGUCCUCAUCCAAGGAAAUGACUUAAAGAUUGAUGAAAGUUCUUUAACAGGAGAGUCAGACCACGUGAAGAAAUCCCUGGAGAAAGAUCCCAUGUUACUCUCUGGUACCCACGUAAUGGAAGGGUCCGGUCGGAUUGUUGUAACUGCGGUGGGUUUGAACUCCCAAACUGGUAUCAUUUUCACGCUCUUAGGAGCAGGUAUGGAUGAGGAAGAGAAGAAAAACAAGAAGGGUAAAAAACAAGGAGUACCAGAAAAUCGCAACAAAGCUAAAGCUCAGGACGGUGUUGCGUUGGAGAUUCAGCCAUUGAAGAGCGAAGAAGGUGGGGACCAGGAAGAGAAGGAGAAGAAGAAAUCAAACAUACCAAAGAAAGAGAAAUCUGUCCUCCAGGGCAAGCUCACCAAAUUAGCCGUGCAAAUUGGAAAAGCAGGGCUGCUCAUGUCGGCAAUCACAGUCAUCAUCCUUGUCUUGUAUUUUGUAAUUGACACUUUUGGGGUUCAAGGCAGGCCGUGGCUGGCAGAAUGUACCCCGAUCUACAUCCAGUACUUCAUGAAGUUCUUCAUCAUUGGAGUCACUGUGUUGGUGGUGGCCGUACCAGAGGGUCUCCCCCUGGCCGUCACCAUCUCUCUGGCCUACUCCGUAAAGAAAAUGAUGAAAGACAAUAAUUUGGUCAGACACUUGGAUGCCUGUGAAACAAUGGGCAACGCCACUGCAAUCUGCUCAGAUAAGACUGGCACCCUCACCAUGAACCGAAUGACGGUGGUACAGUCGUACAUUGGGGAAACUCACUACCGGCAAAUCCCCGCCCCGGACGCAAUCCUACCGAAGGUUUUGGAGCGGAUUGUCAAUGGGAUCGCUAUUAACUCCGCUUACACCACCAAAAUACUGCCCCCUGAGAAGGAAGGAGGUCUCCCUCGCCAUGUGGGGAACAAGACUGAAUGUGCUUUGCUUGGCUUUGUGCUGGACCUGAAACAGGAUUAUCAGGCUGUGCGCAAUGAAAUUCCAGAAGAAAAGCUCUAUAAGGUGUAUACCUUCAACUCUGCACGCAAGUCGAUGAGCACGGUGCUCAAGAACGCAGAUGGAAGUUUCCGCAUGUACAGCAAGGGUGCAUCCGAGAUCAUCCUACGCAAGUGCACUAAAUUAAUAAAUAAGAGUGGGGAUGUAGUGGUUUUCAAGGCACGAGACCGUGAUGAAAUGGUGAAGAAGGUGAUCGAGCCAAUGGCUUGCGAAGGCCUACGGACAAUCUGCUUGGCCUACAGAGACUUCGUUAAGGAGCCUGACUGGGACAAUGAGAAUGAGAUUCUGUGUGACUUGACGUGUAUCACGGUCGUUGGAAUAGAAGAUCCUGUACGCCCUGAGGUUCCAGAUGCCAUAACAAAAUGUCAGCGGGCUGGGAUAACGGUGCGAAUGGUGACGGGAGACAACAUUAACACUGCUCGCGCCAUCGCCACCAAGUGCGGCAUCAUCCACCCUGGAGAGGACUUCCUGUGUCUGGAAGGGAAGGAGUUCAAUCGCCUGAUUCGCAACGAGAAAGGAGAGGUGGAACAAGAACGCCUGGACAAAGUGUGGCCCAGUCUUCGUGUCCUUGCUCGCUCGUCCCCAACAGAUAAACACACGCUAGUCAAAGGUAUCAUUGACAGCACCAUCGGAGAAAUGCGGCAGGUUGUGGCUGUAACCGGAGAUGGAACGAAUGAUGGACCAGCGUUGAAGAAAGCGGAUGUUGGCUUCGCUAUGGGCAUUGCAGGAACCGAUGUUGCAAAGGAGGCAUCGGACAUCAUUCUGACAGACGAUAACUUCACCAGCAUUGUUAAGGCUGUGAUGUGGGGCCGCAAUGUGUAUGACAGCAUCUCCAAGUUCCUGCAGUUCCAAUUGACAGUAAACGUGGUCGCAGUUAUCGUCGCCUUUACUGGAGCCUGCAUCACCCAGGAUUCUCCGCUGAAGGCUGUUCAGAUGCUCUGGGUGAACCUGAUCAUGGAUACAUUUGCCUCCCUGGCCUUGGCCACUGAACCCCCGACAGAGGCCCUGUUGCUUCGCAAGCCCUACGGCAGGAAUAAGCCACUGAUCUCUCGCACGAUGAUGAAGAACAUUCUGGGCCAUGGUGUUUACCAGCUCACCAUUAUCUUCACUCUUCUCUUUGCUGGUGAGAAGUUUUUUGACAUCGACAGUGGAAGGAAUGCUCCACUCCACUCCCCCCCGACUGAACAUUACACCAUUGUCUUCAACACCUUCGUGAUGAUGCAGCUCUUCAACGAGAUCAACGCUCGCAAGAUCCACGGGGAGCGCAACGUAUUUGAAGCAAUUUUCCGAAAUCCAAUCUUUUGCAGCAUUGUGGUGGGGACUUUUCUGAUUCAGAUCGUCAUCGUGGAGUUCGGAGGGAAACCGUUCAGCUGCUCGGGGCUGACUCUCGACCAGUGGCUUUGGUGCAUUUUCAUUGGCAUUGGAGAGCUGCUGUGGGGACAGGUAAUCGCCAGCAUCCCAACCAGCCGCCUGAAGUUCCUGAAGGAGGCAGGCCACGGCACGACAAAAGAUGACAUCCCUGAGGGAGAACUGAUGGAGGACAACGAUGAAAUUGACCAUGCAGAGAUGGAACUGCGGCGAGGGCAGAUCCUCUGGUUCAGAGGUCUGAAUAGAAUCCAGACUCAGAUGGGCGUAGUCAACACCUUCCAGGGUGGACCUUCCUUGCAGGGAGCGUUGAGAAGGCAGCCCUCCAUAAUCAGCCAGCACCACGAUAUCAAAGUGGUGAAUGCAUUCCGUAGUUCCUUGUACGAGGGGAUAGAGAAGCCGGAAUCCCGCAGCUCCAUCCACAACUUCAUGACCCACCCUGAAUUCGGAAUGGAAGACGACGAGCCUCGGAUUCCCCUGAUUGACGAGACGGACGUCGAAAUUAAUGGACUAACCAUCUGCGGAGCUCCCAGCUCACCCCGUUCACCCAACAAGAACAACAAUGCUGUUGACAGUGGGAUCAGCCUCCCUCUCUCAGACGUUAACAAGUUCGCCUCCUCUACUCCGGGAAGCCCUCUACACAGUCUUGAGACAUCUGUUUGACCGUCCCUCAUCCUCCCUGUGUUCCGACCUUUACACCUGCUGCUUUCACACUAUUUCCACUUGUCUUGCAGGAAGUUUAAAACAAAAAAAAAAUUGUAUUUUAGUUGGCAAAUAGUCUGUGGGGUGGGGGGGGUGUUGGUGGGGGAGAGAACCCUCAGCUCCUAAAAUGUCUCGUGCGGUGGGGGAAGAGGAAAUGUUACCGGCAAUUGUGCCAUUUAAUCUCAAAACGCCUUCUGAGGUUGUAAAGCAGACCAGAAUGCUAAUAGGUAAAUCUAAUUUGGUGUAAUUUAUAUUAAGGCUUUUACUCUUCCUGUCAUCAGCACCAGCAAUUUACAAGACUUCAGGUUUUGUUGAAGUUGGAAACGCCAUAGAUUUCAUUGAAAGUGACCCACAAUCCCUUGUCCUGGCUCACAAUGCCAUAAAGCGGUGCAGUUUGUCCAACUCGAUUAUCAUAAUCAGAUCAACAUUUUAUUGAAGUGUAUACGAGGCAAAAGUCUCUUAAAUUGCAGUUUCCUGUUCAUAAUGUCACCCUCACGCUAAGAAUCCUGUUGGCCUGUGGCAAGGUGUUUGCAAUCAACUUCCAAACAAGCCAGCUGGUCAGAUCCAAAGUGGCGGACCUGACGGGAGACUUCCUCCAGGCCCUUCCAGAGCGCCAAGGUUAGCGGCGUUCUGGGUGGAAAGGAAGGGACGGUGUUUCAGGUGGGGUUUGGGGAUGGUGUCCAUUGGCAUCCAGAGGGGGGAAUAACAACUCCUAGCUGUCGCUGAGCGGUCAUGGCAAACGCACGCUGAACUGUUUAAUUUCCCGGCCCCAAGUCCAAGAAUGACGCUCUGAUCAAGUGCUCAACAACAAGUCCUUCCAGACCUGAAACUGCUGGCUGUGAUAAAGAGCCACAUCCUGAGAAAUCAAGAACAGCCUCACACCAGAUUUCCCUAUCUUGCCCAAAUUCAAUGCAGUUGCAUAAUCGAGAUUAAAACAAAUAAAUGGUGAGAAUUUGAUUUGGAUUACAGCUUUCCAGCAGCUUAUUUGCCACUUUAUUUUCAAAGUUUAUUGUAGGCAGUGUAAUUCAGAAAGCCAUUCUCUCCUUGGAGUUUCUCAGGGCUGCUUGUAACUAAACAUAUACAUGGCUUCAUUGGAAAGGAAAUCUCAUAGCCUAACUCCUUGGAAAGCAGAGCACCAUUUUAAGUGGCAUUACGUGUGAGUAUUUCGUGCGCGCAAUUGGACGUAGCAGCAUACACCACUUGUAUCCAGAUGAGCUUACCCCGUGUUCUGCAUCUGAGCCUGGUCAGGAUUUUGUCCCAUGGGUUGGUGGCUUCUUAAUCUUUUGAAGUCAGUGAUGCUUAGCCAGUGUCACAGCAUCUUGUUGCCAAGUCAGCACAGUGGGCAUCAAAAAUUCAGGGAAUUUUCAGGAAGGUGACCUCGCAAAACCGGUUAUACAGCCACAAGCUGGUUUCAUUGUGAGUAACUGGUAGCACUAAACAGUUGAUAGGAUUGCCCCCACCCCCCAAUUCAAUAUUCAGGUAUUGUCAACAAAACUCUUGAUUGUAAGAGUACGGUUUUCUGCCAUUUCGUCAUGUGCUCAGUGAGCUCCGGGGUUCCCUGCAGCUCUUGUCCACCAGAAAUAUCGUCAACAUGAGCUCCGGGGUUCCCUGGAGUACUUCAAAAACACAAAAAAAAUCCACAGAUGCCGGAAAUCCAAAGCAACACACACGAAAUGCUGGUGGAACUCAGCAGGUCAGGCAGCAUCUAAGGAAAAGAGUAAACAGUCAAAGUUUUGGUCCAAUAUGGGAGGAUUCCUGAAGCAGGGUCCUGGCCCAAAAUAUUGACUGUUGACUCUUCCAUAGGUGCUGCCUGGCCUGCUGAGUUCUUCCAGCAUUUUGUGUGUGUUGUCCUGAAGUAUUUGUCCAACCAGAAAUCCCGUCAACAUGAGCUCCAGCUGAGCUUAGAGGUUCCCAGAAGUCCUUGUCCACCAUAAAUCCCGUCAACAUGAGGUCAGCUGAACUCGAGUUCCCUGAAGUCCUUCUCCACUAUAAAUACCGUCAGCAUGAGGUCAUUUUCGCUGUGACAUCUGUAAAGGUAAAAGUACCACUUUCUACGGGAGACGUUGCUGCAAGACUUUUGAGACACAGGUAAACUUUGAAUUACCCCAAAAAAAUGUUAGUGUUGAUUGGCCCAAGCUGGGUUGUAAGCAUUAAGCAAACACUUCAAGACUAUCCAUGUUUAUUUAAUUCUAGUUGGUUUCGAUGUAAUCUUGUUUCAUAGUACUACAUAGGGAAGGUUUAAAGGGAUGUUGAGGGCAGGCAGCUUCCUUAAGGCACUUUGUAAAGCUGUUGUAAGUUUUGGAAGAUAAUUAACAAGGAAAACCUAUAGAUUUAUUACAAAAGGUAAUGUUGUAAUUUACCUUUGAUAAGUUAAUAAACCAAUGGAAAAUAGAUACUGCAGUUCCACAGUAUAAUGUUUAGUUGAAAAAGAAAUCUUUUCCAGGAUUCACUUAUUUAUGAAGGGUUUGAAAAUAAUAUUUUGAACCUCUAUGCAUUAAAUUGUUUGUACAGAAACAGGUAUUCCUUAUGUGCUUCUCACUGGGAAAAGUUGCUGAAUUAUUUGUGUUUCACACCUUAAGAUAAAGAUGUACAGCUGUAAGAAAUAGUUCCAGGUCCUCAGAAAGUUUCUGGAGCUCAAAUAAGUGUCCCGUUGAGGGAUUUUCCUCGGAGUCUGUUCCCCUUCAGUUAUGGUUGCAGAGUUGCUUUGUCAGAACACAAGUUCUGAUGCUGAAAAAUGUUUGAGCAAAAAAGAUUCUGAGGAUGGAGCCCUCUUAGAAAAUCAAAAGCAAAAUACUGCAGAUGAAGGAUAUCAGAAAUAAAUACCCAGCUGGUCAGGCAGCCUUCGUGGGCAGAAACAGGUCGGAAAUCCAGGUUGAUGAUUUUUCUUCAAAGCUGUGGAAAAAUUAACAGUAUCCACCUGAAAUUUGAACUCUUUCUGCACAGGCGCUGCCUGACCUGCUGAGUGUUUCCAACCACUUCUGAUCUUACUGUGAGGGAAGCAAAUAAAUUUUGUGUUUGGUUGAAACCUUUCGAUCUGCUGAACUGGGAACGUUUUAAUUGCUGAGGAUCCAGAAAGCAAAAUGGAAGAGGCGAGGGAAUGCGAGUUGUAAAUUUUUGUCUGGAUUUCGAAUUUUUUUUUUCCCAUUUUGUGUGAAGAAAGUAGCACGUGCCCUGUUGUAACUCCCUGAGGGCUAGGGGAUAUGGGUGAAACUGGUAUGUGUUAAGAUGGCACUGGUGAAAUUGGGGCUAGCUUCGUGGGCAUCGUGGUCAGCAUGGACCCAUUGGGCUGAAGGGCCUCUAUCUGUGCUGUAUUGUUGAAUGAAGUCCCAGUCUAUGCAAACUCUCCUUGUGGCACCUACGGAUUCUCCCAUAAGAGGAAACAUUCUCUCUGUGGUAACUCCUCACAAUCUUCUAGGUUUCAAUCAGUUCUCCAUCAGAGUAUAAGAUACAGGAGCAGAAUUAGGCCAUUUGUCCUCUCAAGUCUGCUUCUAGCUGAUUUUUUAAACUCUUACUAGAGUCAUGCUACAGCACAGAAACUGGCCAUUCAGCCAUCAAAUCUGUACUGAACUGCUAUUCCUACUAACUUGGGCCCUUCAUUCCUAAGUGGAGCAUAAGCCAUUGAUGACCUCCUGUUUCCAUUAUCCAAAAUCAGCGUUAUGGUUGGAGUUGAUCAACGUUUCUGCAGUCCACUGUACAGAGGACGUAGGGUUGGAUUCUGACUAGUCCCACUGACUGCAUCUGGACCAGAGCCCUCCGUGCUCCGCUCAUCUACUAAUCCAAACUUCUCUUAAAUGUUGUAUUCUCCCGCCUUCUCACUGUAACCCUUAGCACCCCCUCCCCGCCAGUCAAGAACGUAUCAAUCUCUGCCUAGGUGCACCAAGUGACUUGGCCUCCACUGCUCUGUGUGAGAAUGAAUUCUGCAGAUUAACUGCCCUCUAGCCAGAAAAAUUCCUCCUCAUCCCAGGUCUAAAGGGACGGUCCUUUAGGCCGGAUCUGGCCACUGCGUAGUCGUAGUGAUGCAAUCACUUGAGUCGAGUAGGAUGUUCUGCUAAGGGGUUGACCGUUGGUGACUGAUCCGUGAUCUACAUAAGACCCAGGAUGUUGACAGAGAAUGCCUGAGCGUGACCUUGUUUAAUGUGGGGAGGCUGAUGUACAGUCAUCAUAGAGUCGUUGGCAGAUUGGGGUCAUGGUCCAGUGACAUGGAAUGACUGGGGACCCUUCACUGCCAUUGUGAUGUGUCAUCAUCUUCUGCCAGCUCCACUGCUGAGGCCUUGGUUGGAUCGCUCUUUGCCUGGACCCUCCCCCAUGACCUUACCGCUACCUGUGACCCUAUCAGGAGCAUCAAUGUCAUCAAUGUCAGACAGCGUCGCUUUCGGGAUUUCGGGAGCCGCGACAAGGUGACGACCCUUGGAGAGUACUGGCCGCUAUAAAAUCUGUGUCACUGAAAUAGUGAGCGAAUAUUGCAUUCUGUGAAUGGAAAAGUGUGAAAAACAAACUCGGUUAUGAGUUCCAUGGGGCUUGACGUCUGGAAUAAUGUGGGUGUGCAGUAGUUCCAGGAGAAUAGAGCAUGGCUGUCCUUUUUACCAUGAGACAUGGGAACAGAAUUAGGCCAUUUGGCCCAUCGAGUAUUUCGCCAUUUCAUCAUGGCCGAUUUGUUAUCUGUCUCAACCCCAUUCUUCUGCCUUCUCCCCGCCCUGACUAAUCAAGAACCUAUCAACCUCUGCUUUAAAUAUACCCAAUGACUUGAUCUUCACAGCCGUCUUUGGCAAUGAAUUCUACAGAUUCACCACUCUCUGGCUAAAGAAAUUUCUCCUCAUCUCUGUUCUAAAGGGACAUCCUUCUAUGCCGAGCCUGUGCCCUCUAGUCCUCGACACCCCCACGAUAGGAAACAUCGCUCCACAUCCUCUCCUUUGCCAGGGGUCUCCCUUCCACUGAUAGCUGCAUGAAGUUUUACUGGUGGGACGGCACUGUUGUAAUCGAAUCCUUCAACAGAGUAGCCAUGGUCACCUGAGGGCUUUAGGAAUCAAAGCAGUUUAUCAAUGAGUCAGUUUGAUUUAUUGACAAACCGCUAUAAUACCCAAAAAGGAACUUUAAGAAGUGUGAUUGUUACUCAAAAUGGAAUUGUAUACAAAGUUCCAGUGAGCAGUCUGCUCUUGUCACUGGGGUGUAGAGGGUUAGAGGGUAGUGGGUGGGUAACUCGAAACGUAGAAGAGUUGGUGCUGGUGACAACUAAUAAUUAUAGGUGGAAAUGCUAAAUGAGUUGAUUUCUCAUCACAUCUGCUCAGUGAAAAUCUUUGCUUUGCAUUCUGCCAGUGCCGAUCGUGUCAUCAUGUCAAUGCAUUGAGGCAGUACGGGAGAAAACGGAGCGCAGUGUAAGGUGUCAAAGUUACACAAACAGGUGCGGUGCAGGCAAACACAGUGCAGGGUGAUAAAGAGGUAGAUUGUGAGGGUGAGAGUCCAUCUUAUCGUUCUAGCGAACCGUUCAAUGGUCUUUGGGGAAUGGCAGAUGCAACCAACAAAGUUGAAACCCUUUGCAAGAAAAUUAGGGAUGAAAGAAUGCACGUUUUCAGGAGGUUAGCCCAUUGGCCAGAGGUUUCUUUCCAGUUGCAGAUGGCACGGUGUGUACCUUUGCUUCUUUCCAUGAGCUCCCAGAGGCUGACUGUUGUUUGCCCAGUGCUGGCAAGCUGUGUAUUUUGAUGUGCCUUUUCCAGGCCUUUCUUAUCCUUGUGAGUUUGCAUCUCUGGUGUAGAUACAAGUGUCAACACUUUGGUUGUUUCUUUGGGCGAUCUUAUAGCAAAAAACAAGAACCACCUUCACUGAGUAGGUCCCAUUGAAAGUGAGAAAAAAAACCCUUCUUAGUUGCACCUUGGGCACUCCGGACAGGAAGCCAAGAGGGAAAUGGAUACCGCUUCCCCGUUAAAGAGCCUUGCAGGUUCAUAACUCACCAGAACGGGACCGGCUCCCUUUCUCAUUCAAACAGUCUGCUAAGAGCUAGGAGGCUUUCUGGUGAAGCUCUACAGAGCUGAUACGUAAAUGAUUAUGAUGAAUUCCAAGCUCACUUCUUUAAUCAUCGGUGUGGCUGUUUGUUCUGAUAUAAGCAUAUGGUACUACAUUCUAAUUGGACCUGUCGUCUACUUUUUCAUAAAAUUACAGUGUCACAAAGGGGUGUUUGAAUUUGCAUCCAGCCUCAACACUACUUUUUAAUUAGUUUCUCUUGUCUCGACAUAUUUUGAUUUUUGUCUCUCUACCUUCCUCCUUCCUUUCCUCCCACAAUAUCUUUGCCUUGAUUAUGUACAGGCACAUUUCUAAUAAGUCAGGGUGAACACAUCUGUGCAUGUGCUGAUCUGGCUUUCCAAGCCCCACUGCAGUGAGAGGUGGGGCACUGGGAACCAGACCUGCUCCCCGUGGUUGAAAAACAACAGCAAAACUCUGCAGAUGCUGGAAACCCUGAAAUAAAAACACUCAGCAGAUCAGGCAGCAUCCGUGGAGAGAGAAACAGGACCCCUGUCCUGAUGAAGGGUCUCGGCCUGAAACUUCAACCAUGCAUUCCCCUCCACAGCAGCUUCCUGACCUGCUGAGUUUUCCAGCAUUUUGUAUGCGUGUCUGUGUUCCUGUUUCAAGCCUUCUGUUUCUCUCUCUCAGUUAUAUAUUCUGCUCUGUUCUUUUGCACCAAUCCCAGCUGUAUUUCUACCGACUGAAGACAUCUCGAACUGUUGCAGUGAGGAUUUCACAGUGGAAUCAUACAUAAACAAUUUAAAAGUACUGUCUGUGUACUGUAGUGGUUUCCCAGUGAUAUUUAACAGAAGUUUCCUUUUCUUCGACUAAUUAAGGUAGUUCAAUUCUUCAACCUUUUAAUGAGUUCUAGUUUUUGAAUGUAGCAGAAGUCUCUGACAUGUUUUUGGUACUUUGGCUGAAUUGUAUCGAAAAGAAAUUGUGCAGGUAUUCAGUUCAGUAUAAUCAUUGGUUGCUCCUGUAAGCAUAUCCUAUCCCAGUUUAAAACCAUGUGUUUAUUCGGUUAGCAAUUAUCUGAAUCAGUUAGCGUGAUGGAAAGUGCAUGAAUUAAUGUAAGUUACACCAACAACUAAAUUUUCCUUGUGGAUUCCGUGAUCAAAGGGUUGAGAUUUUAAGAGGGGCCAUGACUGAGGUACGCCAGAUUAUGAGGGAUAUUGAUAGCAUACAUUGCUGGGAACUUCUCCGCAUCUCAGAUUAGAUCAAACUAGAGGACGGGGUUUCUGGUGAGGGGGUAAAAGAAUUAGAGCGAUGGUUCCCACCCUAGGGUCCACAGACGCCUUGCUUAAUGGUAUUAGUUCAAUGCAUAAAAAAGGUUGUGAAACUGAUUUGGAGAGUAUCUGAAGAGACCCUUCUCUGAGAGAGUGGUAAGUCCCUGGUAUACUGUUCCUGAAAAUGGGUUGAAGACUGAAAUCAUUCAAAAAGCAUCAAGAUGAGAAGCUCAAUAAAUCAUUUAGGGAUAGGACCAAGUAUAGAAGGUUUGGGCCAAAUGGCCUGUUUCUACGCUACAAUUAUAUGAUCAAACCACCUUUGAUAAUCACCCACUUUUCAGGUACAGGAGCUUCACUUUUGAUGGUAUCUUAAUGUGGCCCGUCUACCCUAAGACCAGUUUAUCAGUAAUGGGUGACAGCUGUACCUCCACCCACUGGAAGAGGGCAAAAAAAUAGCAGAAGUAACUGGUUCAAAGGGCUAAGCAAUAUUGCAUUAUUUUCUUAGUGAGCUGUGCGGUCUGCCUUACAAAGGGGUUUGCAUAACACCUACCAAUUGCACCCAAGGUUAAACAGGUAACUUGGAGAGUGGGUUUUGAUUUCUCAAGGACAGAGGUCUCCAACGUGGGGUCCACGGACCCCUUCCUUAGUGGUAUUGGUCCGUGGCAUUAAAAAGGCUGGGAACCCCUGUUCUAGAAUCUGAUCUGGUGUCGUUGCUAUAGAAGGAAAUAUAUUUUACACAGGGUUUUUGGGACCACAAGUGUUUUAAACUUUCUUUUUCAAAGAAAAUUGUGCAUAAAAAGCACCCACAGGCCCCCUUCAUCCUCAUUAAUACUGGUCAGCACAGCCGUGUAAGCAAUGCAGUUUCUUUACUUCCCAGUUUCCGAAGAGUAUAUCUUCUCCUUCCAAUACUUGCUCAAUUUGCUCUGUAAUUGUCAACCGUACAGGGAAUCAGCAACACAGUGGUGACAGGAGGUUGCCAGUUUUCUGAUGGCUUUUUUCAGUUUUCUUAUCAACCUUGCCCUGGCCCAGAAGUGUGCUUUCUCUUCUUCACUGUUACUGUUGUUGUUUAAAAUGUACACUCAGAGGCCACUUUAUUGGUAAAGGAGUGGAACCCGGUGCGGUCUGAUGCUGCUGGAGUUCACCAAUUCAAGGUUGGACGCGUUGUGCAUUCAGAGAUGCCCUUCUGCACACCACUGUUGUAAUGCAUGGUGAUUUGAGAUACUGUCACCUCCCCGUCAACUUGAACCAGUCUGGCCAUUCUCCUCUGACCCCUCUCAUUAACGGUGUUUUCUCCCACAGAACUGCCGCUCACUGGAUGUUUUAUCAUUUUUUUGCACCAUUCUCUGUAAAUUCUAGAGACUGGGACUAAAAUCCCAGGAGAUCAGCAGUUUCUGAGAUACUCAAACCACCCCGCCUGGCACCAACAAUCAUUCCACAGUCAAAGUCACUUAGAUCAGAUUCCUUCCUCGCUCUGAUGUUUGUUCUUGACAACAACUGAACCUUUUGACCAUGUCUGCAUGCUUUUAUACGUUGACUUCCUGCCUCAUGAUUGGCUGAUUAGAUAUUUGCAUUAACGAGCAGGUGUAACUAAUAAAGUGGCCGCUGGGUGUACGCUUUAAUGUUGUACACAUUGGUUAGCGUUCUUGCCAGAGUUAUGGCUCUGUGUCUCGGCUACAUCUGUUGCUUUGCCAGUAACAGGGAAACUUUCAAACCUUAAAGUCAAAAGCCAUGCUUACGGUGAAAGAUCGAUGUUUCAGAAGAAAUCCAACCUUUCGCCUCUAAUGGUAGAAAAGAAUUUGUACGAGAUUCUUUGGUAACCGGAGUAGAAGGUUGGGCAGUUCAUUUUGUUAACUCGGACAGUGGAAGUGACUAAUUUAAUUCACUCCAGCAAGUCCUUGUGGCCAAUGAUGUUCUAGUUGUUUUUCCUUUUGAAACACCAGUUUUAAUUUAGGGAAAGGGAUUUAUAAUUGAGAUAACAGGUUAUGCAGUGGGAUAUAUGCAUGUUCGUUACACAUUGCCGUCAUCACCUUGAUAUACUGAUAAUUGGUAGGCAUUUUAAUUUCCUGUCUACUACCAGUCAUUUGGGGCAUCUUUGCUCUUAUAUUAAAAAAAUUGUGCCCAUUUUUGAAGUAUUUUUAUAUACAUUAUGUUGAUAUUAAAUUGGUCUGAGAAUUUUGCUUUUGUGUAUAAUUCUGUUUCUAUGUAUAAUAUAUUCUAUUCUCUUGGGUUAAUUUAAAAGUGAGCGACACUAAAAAGUAUAAAGAACACACUAUGGCUUAAGUUAUUGAAUAAAAAUGUAUGGUGCUGUAGCUUAAAGGUAUAUAUUCUGUUUAAUAAGCAUCAAAAAUAGUGCAGCUUCGCUAACUUAAAUCUUGAAAGAUGAGAAACUUAUUAAUUCUGACGUGUGUGUCUUACAUGUGUGUGCGUGUGUGUGUGUGUGUGUGUGCGUGUUCCUCCAUGAAACGAGUCAGUAGUGUCCAGUAGGCUUGGGAGCAAUGUCCAGACUCAUUGCCCUAGUGUUGUAUGUUAACCUGCUGCGGCUCUUUACCUUCGACACAGGAACUAAGGGAAUGCUUUUCUUUUGUAAAUGCACCCGACUCUUAAACUCUGCCACCAAGUUUCUCAGUUUCCAUUUAAAAGUUUUAAGAUGUUUUUGAUGAAUAUAAUAUUGAUUGUAAAAGGCGGCAAAGUCUCAUCAGCUGCGCAGUGGCAACGUUUUGUGUUUUCGUCUGCUUUUUGGGGGGGGGGGUGCGGUGCAAAGUUUGGAAAGUUUAAACUGUGGGAGACCGGGAAAGAGAGCUUCGAUGCAGCUUCAUUGCACAAGUGAAUGUAUAAUACAUAUUCUUCGGUUUUUGAAUAAUUCCAUCCUUCAAUAAACUCACUAGUGAAGCUAAACUAUUUCUUUAAACGCAGACAAGAGCAAGACCGAGGUAUCCAGUAACUAGUGUAAUAAACACUGGUAUUUUUGUAAAAAAAAAACUCAUGAAAAGCUUAAAAAAUUUUUGAAAAUGACUGAAUAAUUAUGUGGUAUGCAUGACGUACUGUGGUGGAUCAGAGCAAUAUGCACCUAAUGUGCUUUGCCACAUUAGCGUUCAGCUUGGAGUGCUGAUGCUGUAUCUUGCAUUUUGAUAUUUUUUUCUCAUUACCAGUGAUAUAACCUCUAUGUAAAAUGUUUUGCAUGUAUUUUUAUGGUUCUUGUGAUGGAAUGGAAUGAAUAGUCAAAACAGCUUCUUCCAGAACACAAUAUAAUCAAUGACUACUAAGUUCAGUUUGAGAAGCAAGAUCAGAUUUAAAAAUUGGCGACGAGAUCUUAAACUUCAAAAGUGUGAUUCUAGAAACUUCAGAGUAUUUUUUUACAAACAGCCUGCAUUUGUGAAUCAUAAAGAAAAAAAAUGUAUCCUGCAAUCUUCUUGUAUUAAAAGGAAUAAAUAUUUCUCCUUCUGUUGUUUAUGGAUAACUUUUUUAUCCUGUUGUAAAUAAAUUCAUUUCUUUGUUUAUUUUGAACUAUGCAAAUAGCUCUGUAGUUAUAACCUCUUCCUUUAUAUUUUUUUUUCUCUUCAGUUAAAUGUGCUUUGGUGGAAUGUGUUUUGUUUUGGAAGAUUGUAGUAAAUGAACGUGUGCAGUCUCUAUCUCUCUCUCUUCCUCUCCUUCUCUCUCUCUUCCCAUCAAGCUAAGUUCAGACAACGAUGUCAAUUGAUUAAAAACAAAUAAAGAAUCUGGGGGAAUGGAAAAUUUGUGUCUCUCUGUUACUGGUGGGAUUGUGUCCUGGAUCUGGGGAAUGUGGAAUUUGUACAUAAUGUGAAUGGGAACUGAAUAUUUCUUAUGGAUUCUAAAUUGGUAAAUAGUUUAUUAUUGACACCUACACCAAGGUACAGUGAAAAAAUUGUCUUGCAUACUACACACCAGCUGUGUGGUGAAAAAGGCACAACAGCGCCUCUUUCACCUCAGACAGUUGAGGAAGUUUGGUGUGGGCCCCCCAGAUCCUAAGAACUUUCUACAGGGGCACAAUUGAGAGCAUCCUGACUGGCUGCAUCACUGCCUGGUGUGGGAACUGUACUUCCCUCAAUCUCAGGACUCUGCAGAGAGUGGUGCGGACAGCCCAGCGCAUCUGUGUUGUGAACUUCCCAUGAUUCAGGACAUUUACAAGGACAGGUGUGUAAAAAGCGCCCGUAGGAUGAUUGGGGACCCAAGUUGCCCCAGCCACAAUCUAUUCCAGCUGCUACCAUCUGGGAAACGGUACUGCAGCACAAAAGCCAGGACCAGCAGGCCAUCAGACUGAUGAACUCAUGUUGAUUUAAGUGUAUUCUGUAUUACAUUGACUGUUCUAUUUAUUUAGAAAUGAUUAUGAUUGCACAUGGCACAUUUAGAUGGAGCGUAACAAAGAUUUUUACUCAUGUAUGUGAAGGAUGUAAGAAAUAAAGUCAAAUCAA